AUGCUUAUUGCCAUUGUGACAGAAAGUGAGAUACAUAAGGCCUUGAAAAAAAUCAGUGAUAUCACUGCUCCUGGGAGUGAUGGUUGUGGGGCCAAAUUAUUUAAGGCCACAUGGAAUAUAGUCAAAUCUAAUAUAUUAAAGGCAGUGCAUGAUUUCUUUGAGAAUGGGAUAUUAUACAAAGCAGUGAAUAACACUUUGGUGACCAUUAUCCCUAAACAUUCUACAACUUGUCAGCAUAUACAAGACCACAUUAUGCUUGCCUAUGAGUUGAUUAGGGCGUAUAAUGCUAAGAAUGGACCUCCUAGGUGUAUUCUCCAAAUGGAUAUAAAGAAGGCCUAUGACAGUGUGAAGUGGAUAGAAAUGGAAGAUAUCAUGGCUGAGCUUAGCUUCCCCAACAAGUUCAUCAGGUGGACCAUGAAUAUGGUAAAGACUGUCUCAUGCAGGUAUAAAAUGAACAAUUGUGUAUUUGAUAAUCUGCAAGCUAAAAGAGUCUUGAGACAAGCUAUACUAGCUGCAAGUUGUAGACAUUAG
Vicia villosa (hairy vetch) is the source of this 531-nucleotide messenger RNA. RefSeq lists its product as uncharacterized. The record is from RefSeq and is a predicted model, not a curated record. NCBI's taxonomy places the organism in Eukaryota, Viridiplantae, Streptophyta, Magnoliopsida, Fabales, Fabaceae. The transcript is spliced from 2 exons. Bases 1 to 531 code for a protein of 176 amino acids.